GUCACUAUUAGUCGUCGCAACUACAAAGAUGGCAGGCAGCAUGAACGAAGUCAUCCGGUUGUUAAGCGAGUUAAACCUCUCCGAUGACCCCAAAAAGCAAUUGAUAGACUUGAAGGCGACGCUCAUGCCAUUAUCAGCCUCUCGGCUUCAGGGCGUACCUGAAAAUUUGGAGCUAAAUGCCCUCUUUGAUAGCAUCAACAGCUCUGAUGGCGAGCAAGUUGAAUUGGCUGUUGAUGUGUUGGGGCGACUGUUGCCUCUUGUAAGAGCCCAAGAAGUUGUGGAACGGUUCAGUGCUGAGCUGUUGCGUGGUCUACACCACCCACAUGAGAAAGUUCGCAACUUGGUACUCAAGCAAGUGUUGCUAUGCACAGAAAAAGAUGAAGCAGGAAUUGUUUCGGUAAUAACUAAUCGAGGUCUGCUGUUAGCAGUUGUCGGUUGCCUUGGAGACAAAACUCUGGGAGUAGUCAAAGUUUCCACAAAUAUUUUAGUUAAAAUCUGCACUCAAAAUGCAGGGCUAAAUUCUGUAUUUUCCAAUGAAUCAGUUACUGUCAUGCAGGAUGUGAUGGCAAUAUCGGACUCCUGCAGGUUUGCUGUUUAUGAGUUUGUGGUACAAGUGUGUCUCCUGGGUGACAUGUCACUGGGUGUGGUGUCUAACUCUGGACUGCUGGAUCGCCUAACCGAAGAAGUCACAACUGGUGAUGUCCUUACGCAACUGAAUGCUCUCGAGUUGCUGACCCCACUAGCUCUGAACUCUAGCGGGAUGGCUCUCUUGGAUCAAGGGGGCGUAAUUGCAAAGCUUCAGUACCUUCUGUCUCUUGCCGAGAGGGACCCCAUGGCUGCACUUCUUAUGCCAGGAUUGAUCAAAUUCUUUGGAAAUGUGGGCCAUUCUCGACCACGACAGAUGAUAGAGGAAUACAGUUCUGUGGUUGUAAUGGUCCUUCGUCUGGCAUCAGGGUCCCUAGAUUUUGGCGACUCAACACUGCAGAUGGUAGCCAUUCAAACAGUGGCACACAUUGGAAGUUCUCCCGAGGGCAAAUUUGCACUGGCUAAGUUCAAGACAGAAAUAGAGGAAGUCUUGGAUGUUUUAGGCUCAAAGAUGCGAGUGGCUCCCACUGAGCAGCGUGUAUGUGCCCUAGAGGCUCUUGUUCAUCUCUUCACAUUAGAGGUAGAAUACCAGACAGAAGAUUUGACAGGCUUGUUGGAGAUGUGGUGGGCAAGUGUUUGUGGGAUGAACCUAGAGAAGUUAGUGGCUAUUGCUCGUCAGCCAUUCACAGAUAUACACUGUCCUGCCCUUGGACUAAUAAAUGCAUUGGCCAACAUGCCAUGGGGUCAACGAUUCAUUUGUCGUGAGCCAGGGCUUAUUGAAUAUAUACUUGAUCGAAAAACAGAAUCUGAAAAGCCAGGUAAGGAGGCAAAGUGGACUAUUGUAGAAACACUUGUCAAGUCUCCAUCAGCAAGUAGCAUCUUCACAGAAUAUCACAUGGAGCAGUUAGAGAAGUUCUACCGCCAGGGUCCCUUCUUUGUAGAGGCUCAGGUGGAGGUGGCGCUAGAGGAAGGACAGAAUUGAGUAGUGUUAAAACAUUACGCAUGUGUACUCGAUCAGUGAUGACAUUGCAGGGAGGUAUAUAAAUAUGUGUGUGUGUAAGUAUGGAUGUUAUACUCGUGAUGAGAGUUUUUUGGUAGCACUUUAUUUAAUGACAUUACAAUGCAGUAAAAGUAUGCAAACUGUAAUUGUAUGUUUAUAUUAUAUUAUGGCUAUGAAAUUAUUUUACUGAUGUUAUAGAAGGCUAAACAAAUACAAAAAAGGGUUUAAAAACCAAAUAAUUGUUUAAGUACUCCCUUUUUUUCCUCUGGUGUUUAUUGGUAUUUUUGAUUUGCAAUACUGUGUUACAAGUAUAAUAUUUUCUUCCACCUCAUGAAAGUGGGGAAUGGGAUUGCCAGUAAUGUAUGUAAACGUUUGAGAUUUUUACCGCUUCAUUAAUGAGGCAUGCACUUGUUGGUCACAAGCAUUAAUGAAGACUCCAUUGAUUUCAAGUUGUGUUAAUUACAUCUUCAGGUGUUGUGAUUUGACAUGUCGUUUCAUUUUAUAGCUGUUGUGCUUUGGCUAAUAUUUUAUUGUUGUAGUUUUAUGACACAUUAAACUAGAUAUCGUCAUAAUUUGUAUGUAAACUACAACUCGCAAUAAACUGAAUCACAUUCAGCUUUGAAAUGAAAGUCACGUGAGUCUGCUUGGUAGUGUCUGUCUUAAUUCUGGAUAUUUUUUGAGUUGGAGAGUUGAACAAAUUCAUAUGUAUUAGUUAUGUUAGUUUUUGUUAAUCAUUUUAUGUAAAAUAGGCUUUCCUAAUAGUAGACCGUGUCUAUUCAUAAGCUUCACACUUGAAAAAUUAUAGUUGACACGUCUCUGUAUAUUAUCCCUGAUAUACAGGGAUGUCUUUCCCUGAGAUUUUCACUCCCUUUUUGUUUAUACACAAAUUUUUACUAGUUUCCCAUUGUUGGACAACAGUAAGCCUGUUGCCCAACUCUCGGGUAUCUAUUUGCUGCUGGGUGAGCUUGGGCAAAAGGAAAAGCUCCCAAACACUCAAACAUUUGUCCUGUGACGGACCUGGGAUCUUUCGGCUCUGUUUCUCUAAGAGCUGCUCGGGGAGGUCAGUACUAAGCCAAUCAUCACUUUUGCUGAUUAAUGUUCUUUUAUGAUGUUUUUCCAUUUGAUAAUUUGUGAAGUUCCCUCUUUUUGUUGUUGUAAUUGUACUGUAUUUGGAGUGUAUCAUGAAACUAAGUCUUAUUCUUACAAUGGUCAAAUAUUUGAAGCAUUAAUAGUAAAUAUUGAAAAUAGCCAGCAUUCAACAAUUAAAUGUAUGUUGUAGCAUCAUAUUUACUUCAUUUUAAUCAUAUUAUUAUAAAGAAAAUAUAGAUUGGGUAAUGUUUAAGGAGUUGACAUUAUUAAUACUGUACAUCAGAUGUGUUUGUUUUUAUGAGAGCGUAUCUGGACCCUAAACGGGUCCAAGUGCCUUCUGCAAUUUCCUCCUGUGCUUGAAUUGCCAAAUGCAAUUGUUUUGUGAACUAUGUUUUGUUAGGCACACUACGAUGUAAGACUUAAUUAGCUGAGCUAUUAAAGGGUUAAAUGCAUGCAUAAAAUUGGUAAAUAGUGAUUUUUUUACAUCUACAUCAAAUUUGCCAGUGAUAAUUUAUGUAAAAAAAUGUGAAGUUUCCAUUGACUUGCAGUUAUUUUGAACUAAAAUUUAGGUAGAAUCCUUUAUAGAAAAAAAAACUUACAAAUUUCCUUAAUUUUGUUAAUAAACUGUUUUGGGAUUAUUCCAAAACCAUUGUUUUGGGGAAAAGGAUACCUGAUACGGUAUUUAUUUCAAAUACUUUGUAAAUCAUCAGCAAGUAGUGUGACAAAUGCUAGAUUUUAUAAGCUUAAUAUCAAAAUUUAUUCUUUCUACACAUAUAGGCACAUUUACAUAUUCAGUAUAGGCACCUGAUCAUGAUAGGCACAUUUACAUAUUCAGUAUAGGCACCUGAUCAUGCAUAAACACCUGCUUGCAUGCACUCGCAUGUUUAUGUAGUAGCAAUCACAUGUGUUCAGAUAUGGAAAAGCAAUUGAAAAGCUUUCUUCGUGUUUUCAUAGUUUAAUUUUGACUGGCAGUAUGUUGUUAAUAUCCUUCAGGUAUACUACCAUAUGCAGUAUACCAAACUGAUCACAUGAGUAUAAUUCGGUACCUACGUGAUGUACUUUUGAUUUGUUUCGAGUUAGGCAUUAUGUUCAUCUGUUGACAAAGGAAUAAAUCUCAGCCAAUGGGUUAGAUGGAUGAAUUCACUUGGCUAAUUUGAAUAUUAUAUUUGUACUUUAUGUAAAGUUAGCCAACUGAACCAAAUAUUUCCACUUAGAAUACAUAAGUAUCUAGAGGAAAUUAUUUUAAUUUGAUCUGAUUUAAGAGGAGAACAAUUCCUUUUAGUUAAUGAAAUUUAUAAUUUAAGAGCAAUUGUUGCACAAGUUUAAUUUAUUUGCUGUUUUGUGAAUUGUUUUUUUUUUCUUCAUUAAAAGUGCUGCAUAUGCUUUGGGUUCACCAAUUAAGCUGUUGGUUAUCUUGUUUUACAAACGUUGUUUUUCCUGCUGGAAUGUUUUGUCUGAAGUUAGUGUUCCCCAAACGGUGACUUUUUUUUUUUUGUACUGUACAGUAUAUAUUUUGAGAGUGCUGUGAUAAUAUAUGAAAUGGUGGGCAUACAUCAUCACAUAGUUUUGUAAUAAAAUCAGCAAAUGAUGA
Messenger RNA from Procambarus clarkii (red swamp crayfish), 4265 nucleotides. Its product is annotated as 26S proteasome non-ATPase regulatory subunit 5. NCBI's taxonomy places the organism in Eukaryota, Metazoa, Arthropoda, Malacostraca, Decapoda, Cambaridae. Gene Ontology annotation, biological process: proteasome assembly. The record is from RefSeq and is a predicted model, not a curated record. Gene Ontology annotation, cellular component: cytosol.